Molecule: messenger RNA, 3418 nt
Organism: Mus pahari (shrew mouse)
Lineage: Eukaryota; Metazoa; Chordata; Mammalia; Rodentia; Muridae
Gene: Nkrf
Product: NFKB repressing factor
Exons: 3
Coding region: 52-2406 (784 amino acids)
Biological process (GO): negative regulation of DNA-templated transcription
Cellular component (GO): nucleolus; nucleoplasm
Molecular function (GO): RNA polymerase II cis-regulatory region sequence-specific DNA binding
Source: RefSeq, a predicted model, not a curated record
CAGUUGGUAGGCAUCCUCCCCGGGGGCCAUCCCCACUCUGAAGCAGAGAAGAUGGCUGGAGGACGUCUGUUGCUGGGGGGCGACUUCCUGUCGCCGCCGCCGCUGCCCCCCCUCCCGCCGCCGCCGCUGCCGCCCCUCCCGCCGCCCCCGCCUGAGCCAGUGCUGGAGCAGUGGCGCUAUAGCCACGAAAGUGACUGGCAGUGGGCUCUGCGGCGGAGCUUCAUCUGCCGGCACCUGCACAGCUAUCCCGGGGCUGCCCUGGACCAGCUCCUCGCGCUCUCCACCGCCUGGACCAACCACGUUUUCCUGGGCUGCAGGUAUAACCCACGCUUGAUGGAAAAAAUUCUUCACAUGGCUGAAGGUAUUGAUAUUGGGGAGAUGCCGUCAUAUGAUCUGAUGCUGCCCAAACCUUCCAAAGGCCAAAAACGCUACCUUUCAACCUAUGAUGGUCAAAAUCCUCCUAAAAAGCAAGCUGGUUCCAAAUUCCAUGUGAGACCUCGUUUUGAGCCUGUACAUUUUGUAGCUAGUAGUUCAAAAGCUGAAAGACAGGAAGAUCCGUAUGGCCCUCAAACAAAAGAGGUAAAUGGACGAACGCAAUUUACCAGCAUGCCAAGAAACUUCUACCAAGAUUAUACUCAAGACUCUUUCAGUAUCCAGGAUGGGAAUUCGCAGUAUUGUAAUUCAUCGGGAUUUAUUUUCACAAAAGACCAGCCUGUAGCAACCAACAUGUAUUUUGACAGUGGGAACCCUGCCCCAAGCAGCACAUCCCAGCAGGCAAACUGUCAGCCAGCUCCCGAGCCCCCUCCUUCACAGAUGUACCCUCAGUCGUUGGUUGCCGAGAAACAGUAUUUUAUUGAAAAGUUAACAGCAACUAUCUGGAAGAACCUUUCUAAUCCAGAGAUGACUUCUGGAUCUGAUAAGAUUAAUUAUACCUACAUGCUAACUCGUUGUAUUCAGGCAUGUAAGACAAAUCCUGAGUAUAUAUAUGCUCCUUUAAAAGAGAUUCCUCCUGCUGACAUCCCCAAAAAUAAAAAACUUCUCACAGAUGGUUAUGCUUGUGAAGUUAGAUGCCAAAAUAUCUACCUAACUACAGGUUAUGCAGGUAGCAAGAACGGCUCCAGAGACCGAGCUACUGAGCUAGCUGUAAAACUCCUGCAGAAGACGAUUGAGGUCAGGGUUGUCCGACGGAAAUUCAAGCACGUGAUUGGAGAGGACCUUGUGGUGUGCCAGAUUGGUAUGCUUUCAUAUGAAUUUCCCCCAGCUCUGAAACCACCAGAAGACCUGGUAGUACUGGGAAAGGAUGCUUCUGGGCAGCCUAUUUUUAAUAGUUCCGCCAAACACUGGACCAAUUUUGUCAUUACAGAAAAUGCAAAUGAUGCAAUUGGCAUCCUUAACAAUUCCGCCUCAUUCAACAAAAUGUCAAUUGAGUACAAAUACGAGAUGAUGCCAAACCGCACAUGGCGGUGUCGCGUAUUCCUGCAAGAUCACUGCUUAGCUGAAGGUUAUGGAACCAAGAAAACAAGCAAACAUGCCGCUGCUGAUGAGGCUUUGAAAGUUCUUCAAAAAACACAGCCCACUUAUCCGUCUGUCAAAAGUUCCCAGUGUCACUCAGGCUCUUCACCCAAAGGAUCCGGAAAGAAGAAAGAUAUCAAAGAUCUUGUCGUUUAUGAGAAUUCUUCCAAUCCUGUGUGCACAUUGAAUGAUACGGCUCAGUUUAACCGAAUGACGGUUGAAUAUGUCUAUGAAAGGAUGACAGGGCUCCGCUGGAAAUGCAAGGUGAUUCUAGAGAGCGAAGUCAUUGCAGAAGCAGUUGGUGUGAAGAAAAGUGUCAAAUAUGAAGCUGCUGGAGAAGCCGUAAAGACCCUCAAAAAGACCCAGCCAACUGUCAUUAACAACUUGAAGAAAGGGACUGUGGAAGAUGUGAUUUCAAGAAAUGAGAUUCAGGGCCGCUCGGCAGAAGAAGCUUACAAACAGCAAAUCAAAGAAGAUAACAUAGGGAAUCAACUGCUGAGAAAGAUGGGCUGGACUGGUGGUGGUUUGGGGAAAUCUGGUGAGGGCAUACGGGAGCCUAUCUCAGUUAAAGAGCAGCAUAAGCGAGAAGGCCUUGGUCUAGAUGUAGAGAGGGUCAAUAAAAUUGCUAAGAGGGAUAUAGAACAAAUCAUCAGAAACUAUGCCCGCUCUGAAAGCCACUCCGAUUUGACCUUCUCCACGGAGCUGACCAAUGAUGAACGGAAGCAAAUACAUCAGAUUGCUCAGAAGUAUGGCCUGAAGAGUAAGUCUCAUGGGGUGGGCCAUGAUAGGUACCUGGUGGUAGGUAGAAAACGGCGGAAGGAAGACCUACUAGAUCAACUCAAACAGGAGGGCCAAGUGGGACAUUAUGAGCUUGUUAUGCCCCAAGCAAACUAAGAUUUUACUAAGUUGUCUUAUAAAUGCCUCAUGAAACAGAUACACAACAAAAAAAGCUACCCGUUCUGGCUGAAGAGUAUUCAUUCUUAAGAUGCUUCACCUUGUUCAUUUCAUAUAGUGCUUUAUUAGGUAUUGGAACCUAGAGAAUUCUGUCCACUUGUAUUAUUAGCUUAAUCCAGCAGAUGAAAUUGUGCAGUUACUGUUUGUGUCUUUGAUAUGGCUCUGUUCCCUCAGAUUUUAGUAGUUUGUACAAGUAAAAACACCCAUCUAAGUGCAAUUUCACCCUGAGGAAAAUACUUCACAUUAUAAAGGGCAUAGCACAGCAAUCUGCAACAAUAUGUAAAGUCAAUGCUGACUCUAACUACGCUAAUUCCAGAUUUACUUAACAUGUCAGGUCAUUUUGUAUCAUCAAUUUUCAUCUUUGUGAGAAGCCAGUUGUAGAGCAUUUAACAAUAAAUUGUGCUGUACGUGUAAAUGUCUUUAUCAACUAAAUGAUGUAAAACUUUCUUUAAAGUAAUUUUAGUGUGUGUUUAUUUAUAACUUCUACCCUGUGAUUUCCAGGAUAUUGGAAGUGAUUUACUGUGUCUUGUGACAUAUGACUUUUUAACAAAUUCUAGUCUUCAUGCUGAAAGAGCACUACUGAGAGAGAUGUCGAAAAGUUUCCAAAAAGCCUUGAUUAUCAAUCAGAAGAAAGGAAGCUUGAACUGUUUGUUCUUGGUGCCUUGCAGAGAGACUCAGAGCAACUUUCCACUGUAGCUUUCACAUGGUUUGUGCACCAUACCCAAGGCAACCAUAGCUGUGGUAGAGCUUGGUAAAAGACUGGAGAUACACUGGUGCUUUGAUGAAAAAGGUCAGUUGGCUGGUUCCCCACUCAAAAAGCUUAUUAUUCCCAAAGCCAACUUUGUAACAUACUUAAAACUGCUAUUUUCGCUUAUUUCUGGAAUGUAAAAAUGUAUAAAAAUAAGAGUUAGUGUCUGCUUCCUGAAUAAAAAGGAGCCAAAGUUGAUCAAAA